Messenger RNA from Monoraphidium neglectum, 783 nucleotides. RefSeq lists its product as hypothetical. The coding region runs from base 1 to 783 and encodes 260 amino acids. The transcript has 4 exons. NCBI's taxonomy places the organism in Eukaryota, Viridiplantae, Chlorophyta, Chlorophyceae, Sphaeropleales, Selenastraceae. The record is from RefSeq and is a predicted model, not a curated record.
AUGCCAGUGGAUGACGAUGACAAGGCGGCAGCAGAGGACGACGCAAACAAUGCGUGCAGCAACCUCGUGCGCCCGAGCUUCCUGGCCGCCCACCCGAAAGCCCGCUGCCGCUGCCACGCGCCCUGCUGCGCCUGCGGCGGCGCGGCGGCCGCGGCGGCGCGGUCGGUGAGCGCACGGCUGCUGUGCGCUGAGGUCAGCGUGUACACCGACGCAAGCAGCCCCGAGGCGCUGGCGGCCGCGAAUGACAUCAUGGCGCGCAUCUGGCUUCCUGGCGGCGUGACCUACGAGCCCGUGUCCCUGGGGUCUGCCGAGUUCCAGAUGGGCGUGAUGUGGCAGUUCCCCGCCUUUGCCGUGGCCCUGGGCGCAUCCUACUUCCGCCGCCUGCUGGCCGCCAAGCCGCACCUGGCGCUCGCCGCGCGCCGCUGCCCCGCGUUCGGCGCCUACUGCUGCGGCGCGCAGCCGCCCCCGCUGCCGCCGCCGCCGCCGGCCGAGGGCAAUGCCAUGGAGGUGACCCUGCGCUCCGCCCAGUUCACCUGUAUCUUCCUGGCCACCAAAGUGGCCGACCAGGUCCACGCACACGGCCUCCUCCGCUUCAUGCUGGGCGCGCUGUGCGGCGCCCGCCACGCGGUGCACCCAGAUCAGGCGUCCGAGGUUGAGCUGCGCUGCCUCGAGGGCCUCAACUGGCGGCUGGGGCCCUACUUCUCAGAGGACCCCAUGGGCGGCGACGACGCUGACCUGGCGGCGGCGUUCCACGGCGGCGGCUGCGGCGCGGGCGCGUACUGA